Messenger RNA from Gymnodraco acuticeps, 4865 nucleotides. RefSeq names its product AF4/FMR2 family, member 1 (gene aff1). Gene Ontology annotation, cellular component: super elongation complex; nucleus. The record is from RefSeq and is a predicted model, not a curated record. Bases 420 to 4007 code for a protein of 1195 amino acids. Gene Ontology annotation, biological process: regulation of gene expression. Lineage: Eukaryota; Metazoa; Chordata; Actinopteri; Perciformes; Bathydraconidae. The transcript is spliced from 21 exons.
GAGAGUGGACGACCCAAACACGGACGGUUAGCAGCAACUAUCAACCAACGGCCGCCUGACAGCCCUUUAAAAUAGCAAAUUCUUCAGCGGUAAAACAAGAAAAAUGUGACCAAGUGAGAAGAGCAGCUUGGCGAAGACUGUCAGAAACGCAUGACAACCAACUUUGGUUGUUAAGAGAGGCGCACCAUGGCAUCUCAGCCGAGGUAGGCAGACACAGCUAGCUGCUAACAGCAGGGCGCUAGCUCUUCAGCCUGACCGGCAUAUACAAUGAAGAAAGGAACCGUCUUCGCCUCCGAGCGCGGGAACAGAGGAACCAAGAAACAAGCCCACCCAAAGAACCCAACCCUGAGAAUGUGCCACUCUUUAGGGAACCAUACAAGACAAACAAAGGGGAUACUCUUUCCAAUCGAAUCCAGAGGAUGCUGGGUAGUUUUGAAGAUGUGAAUAAUCCCUGUCCCUUAGCCAUUGAGCCUUUACCCAUUCCUACUUAUGUAACCUUCUCACAGUCAGAUCAGGCUCAGCCAAACACAGAUAAACCAGCCAAGCCUCCAUUCCUUAACCAAGUCCACACGUCCAUCCCAAGUCAGAAAGCCCCCUCUUGUAACGGUUACUCCUCUCAGCCCAUGAGGACGUCCACUGCCCCUUCUCCUCCUAACCAGCAUGGACAUUCAUCCACUUUCUCGAAUAGGUCCUUAAACCACAGUCAGCUCGGCCUCUCAGCACAGCAACAAAAGAAGAGUGAAGCCCACUCAGGUCUCAGGGAGUGUGUCAGCCUUCCCCAGGAAAUGUCUUAUCAGUCUCCUGAUGCCAAGCGGCCACCCUUCCCACAUUCCAUUGACCAUGAUAACUAUGACACGGACACUAGGGACACCUUUGAUAGACUUCAAGUUCAAGGGUCCACAGAUCACCACCCUGAGUCUGACAGCGCCAUGGAUGUUUCCACAUUUGACCUGAAACAGUCCCCCAAAGAUUCAUCUCUGCCUCAAGCAAACAAAGGUAACACACUACCUUCCCAGACCUUCCCUUCACUCCUGUCGUCGAAGCCGCCCAGCGUAGUCAUGACCCAGAAGCCCACAGCGUAUGUGCGGCCCAUGGAUGGUCAGGACCAUGUGGUCAGCGAGUCACCUAGGCUGAAGCUUUCACCAGAGCCAUAUGUACCUCUACCGGAGAUAAUCAACAAAUCUGCGCUAGGCAAAACCAAGUUGCUGCCACCAUUUUUGGAGACAAGGACAGAUGAGGUUCAGUGUGUCGAAGAAAUCUUGAGGGAAAUGACCCACUCAUGGCCUCCUCUCCUGACAGCCAUACACUCACCGAGCUCAGUAGAACCCUCCAAGUCUCCGUUCCCAGCCAAGGAAGCAGCGUGUCUCUCUUCAUGUCCUGUACAAAAAAACUACAAGUCCCCUCCAGCAAAUCCAUCCCAGCUCAUCCAGCAGAGCUCAUCAUCGUGCCGUAGAUCACUUGAAGCAGCACAUUCCCGAGGGGUAGAGCCGGCCAGCUCCAGCGACUCAGAGUGUAGCUCAAGAUCAGAGUCGGAAAGUGAAAGCACCAUCGAGGAGCCGCCUCCACCCCCUGUGAGCAUCUCUGUUAAAACCGAGCCUGAACCUCUAGCAGUGACCCAUGGUGAUUGGCAGCUCGGGAACUGGAUCCAGUCCAGGUCCAGCCAGCAGAACUCGAGCGCCGAAGGUCAAAGCUGUUCACAUCCCUAUGAAAGCCCCACUCACAAGCGGCCACCGCCCGCUCACAGCUCCCAGCACCCACUCAGUGCAGAGGUGGUCGACCCCUACAGAGAGUCCAAACCUUCUUCUUCUUCUUCUAACCAGAAAGAGUUGACCCAGCAUCACAGUGAAAGCCCUCAGGACAACUAUAACCAUCAAAGUGGCCACAAAUCCCCCUCUGCUGGUUUGAACAUCUCCAGGACACUUUUAUGCAACACACACUCCUCAAAACCAGUGACUGCAGGUUGCCCAGAUCACACUAAAGCAACUAUCAACGUGAAGUGUGAGGAAGUGGUCGAUACGCGAAACAAAGACCCCUGUUUUACAGAUAGACCCAAGGUUAAGACGAAAGUAGGGCACAGCAAGAACAACAGCGAGACUAAAAGAGACGGUAAGAGGACUUCUAAACACACGUCACUUGACAAGCGGAAGACUGGAUCAGAUCCUGAAGUCACUGUGGUACUGUGUGUUCAUUGUCCAUCUUGUGGUGUUCGAUAUCCUAACCCUUGCUCCUGCCCAACCCAAAGUCCUGCAAAGGCUGACCAGCUGACCCCCGCCCCGCCACUUAGAGUCAGUUGUAGCAAACCAAUGUUGGAGACCCUCUGCCCAAAGGGAUCCAAGGUUCUUCACAAAACGAGCAAAAGGCACUCAAAGAAAACUGGGCACACGAUCAAGAGUUCUCUGGAACCCCAGAAGCCUUUUAGCUCCCUGCUGGUGAAAAUUGAUCUAAGUCUGCUCUCAAGAGUUCCCUGGACCUGCAACAUCCACCAGGAGUUACCCAACAAUGCAAAGAGAUCAGCACUGGUCGUAGAGCAGCAUGCAGGGGGUGGUGAUGCUUCUACACCACACAAAGUCAUCAAAAGCAGCAAAAAGAGUAUAUCUCAAAAUGUCGAGGUAGACAAUUCAACUCAUCCCAGGAAGAAACAGAAGCUGGAAAACAAGAAUACCUCAUCAACAAGUCAUGCUUCUGUCAAACUAGAAUGUUCCAGCAAGUCAAAAGCAGACGGGGAGCGAAAGAAAAAGGUGGAUAAAAAACCUGUUCCUAUGCAGCAGCCUCUGACACCCAAAGACCCUGCUAAAGACCCUGCUAAAGACCCUGCUAAAGACCCUGCUAAAGACCCUGCUAAAGACCCUGCUAAAGACCCUACUAAAGACCCUGCUAAAGACCCAAAGGUGAACAAACGCAGUUCUGGGAAGCCCCAGGAGUCCAGCAAGGAGGCAGCAAAGAGCAAGGACUCCCAGAAGCACAAGAAGAGCGGCGGAAAGCAUGCCGAACAACCACACUUUGAAAAGCAGAAGCCCCAAAAGAGCACCCCUGCUGUCCCAUCAUCUUCACAGACCCCCAGGGGAGCUUUGAGCAAAAGGCCCUUGCUCAGAGUUGAGGGGAGGCAGUAUCCAGUGAAGCAUUACAUAAAAGAGGCCAAAAAACUGAAGCACAAAGCAGAUGUAGAGUCAGAUAAGCUGAUCAAAGCUUUUAACUACCUGGAUGCGGCCAUGUUCUUUGUCGAAAGUGGUAUUGCCAUGGAGAAAGAUCCACACAUUUCAACGUCUUCCUACACUAUGUUUGCAGAAACAGUGGAACUGCUCAAGUUUGUACUGAAACUUAGAAACUCAGUGGAUGCCUCUGCUACUGCUGCAGAAAAAGACUUUUUUGCUUUAUGUUUGAAGUGCCAGUCCCUCUUGCAGAUGGCAAUGUUUCGCCACAAACACAAAAUUGCCCUCAAGUAUUCGAAGACCCUCACCGACCACUUCAGUAACUCAACAACUCGCGAUCCUCCUGUUUUAACACCAAAAGUCACACACACCCCGUCCUACAUGCCCAACAUGCCUUCUCCAGCCAACACGUCCAGCAGCUUUGGCUCCGGCCACAGCGGGUCGGGUGUGGACCCUGCGGGCAGCACUGUGAUGGUUCCUCAGGCCAUUGGACAAGUGGCAUUAACCUACGUCAACAUCACUACAUUAGUUUUAAGCGCUCAUGACAUCUGGGACCAGGCGGAGGAACUGUCGCAGAAAGGCAGCGGUUUGCUGACAGAGCUGGACUCAGUCAUGGGUGCAUUGAGCCUAACUUCCAGUAUGAGCUCCGUGGUGCGCUACACGAGACAGGGCGUCCACUGGCUGAGGCUGGACAGCCAAAAGGGUGGAAGGCUGCAUUGGGCUCACCGGCAGCCCAGUUUAGGAAGCCCAGAGACGUCUUAUCCGUCCAGCCCCAGCCGACUAGAAAAGCAAGGUUUCCUAAAGGUAGUUCAGGCAACAACAUGGUGUGUUUCCUCCCUGUCAGCACCUUGCGCCUGAGUCCGAUCCAGGCGUCGGCUCGGCCCUGCAGGACGGCCCCGGCCACGAAGGCCUGGUCGUAGCUCAUGUCGAUGCUGGCCAGGUUCCCUCCCUCGUCCCGGCAGGCCGCCUGAGCCGCGUCCCAGGUGGCCAGCUCCUCCACCAGCCUGUAGCAGUUCAGAUACCAGGAGGUGUAGCCAGUCGGGCAGGGGGCCUUGGUCGGGGGUGGAGGGAUGAUGCUGCUCGCUGAUGUGGAAGCAGAUACAGAAAAGUAUUUGAUUAAGGACUGAAUUGAGAUUUUUAGCUCCUAAAUGUUUUUUAUGUAAACCCUUUGGAGUAACAUUGUAGAAAAAUUGUUUUAUGUGGCAAUCUGUGCACACAUCAAGUUUAAUAGGCAUACAUGUUGCCAGUCUGAAUGAUUAAGGCCAAUGCAAUUACAAAGAAACAUGUAUGACUAAUGGAGUAUUUAUUGUUGUAUUGUAUAAUAUUGUUACUUUUAUUUAAAUGGAGGAUCUAAGUUUUUCAUCCACUACUGAAAACAGUCCAGGAUAUCAACCCGUAUUAUUAAAUAAAACGAAAUAAAGCCAAUACACUGCAUGAUAGAACAUUUCUCCCUGUAGGAAUAUUACAGUAGCAUGUUAAAUUGAUUACAAAAAAAUGCUCUCAAGUACAGUUAGAUCUGUGUGAAUUAACUAUUCACUACAACAGCCUCAUUAUAUGUUCUCUAGAGAAAUAUUGUGCAAUGACACAGCAGAUAAAAUGCCACAAAGUACAGUAAGGUUAAAAGAAAAAAAUAUAUAUAAUUUAAUUCAAAACUUGUGCACGGAUUGUAAAACCGCAUUUUUUAAAUGUAAUUCCUGUUUCUAUAAGCAAAUAAAU